AUGAUCAUCAACAUGGUAGAAUAUCAUGCAAUAUUAACUGAUACAAUCAAUAUUACAUUUCAGAAUAUAUUUAACAAUAAUUCAACAGUCGAUAAUGGACUUUUAAGACCGUUAUACGUGACAAUUUUGAUUGCAUUUUGUUUAUCUUGUAUUAUUUUAUUAACUAUUAUAGGAAAUAUUGUUGUUUUGCUUGCUUUAUGUAUCAAUUUUGCAUUGAGAUCACCAACUCACUUAUUAAUGGGUAAUUUGGCAUUAGCCGAUCUUCUACUUGGUAUUACUGUCUUACCAUUCUCAGCCACAAUUGAAAUAUUCGAAGGCAAUUGGCCAUUUGGAAGAACAUUUUGUCACAUUUGGUUAGCAAUAGAUGUUCUCUACUGUACUGCCAGUAUAAACGGUCUCAUGUUUAUAAGUGUCGAACGUUAUAUCGGUGUUACCAAUCCGUUACGUUAUCAUAUCAUAAUUACUCGUGGUCGUACAUUAAUUGUUAUUUGUAGUAUUUGGAUAUUAUCUAUACUUAUUUCUGUUGCACCAUUUUUUGGUUGGAAAAAAUUUAAUGAAAUUAAAUUAGGUACUAAAACAUGUUUUAUUAACGAUGAACCAUCAUACGUUCUAUUCUCUUGUUCAUUUUCAUUUUAUAUACCUUUAAUUAUUAUUCUAUGUGUUUAUACGCGUGUUUAUCGUGAGGCUAAUAGACAAUCGAGAUUUCUUUACGGAGAUGGACAUAAAAAAUUAAAGGUAAAUCAUAAUGAAGUAACAUUACGUGUUCAUAUUGUUCACUCGACGACCAAUGGACAUCACAGUACAACAACUACCAAUUUAAAUGGAAAAAAUCUCGUCACAGUGCCUAGUAAAUUUUCAAGAUUUAAACGAGAAAGAAAAGCAGAAGCUCUAUCGUCAACUGAUCCCGGUGUUAUAUUUUCUGUUUGUUUUUGGCUUGGCUAUUGUAAUAGUUGUUUUAAUCCCUUUAUAUACGCAUUUUCCAGUCGUGAAUUUCGAAAAGCGUUCAAAAGUAUCUUACGAUGCCGUCCGCACUUUAAAAAACCAUCGACUAUGUACAGAUUAUCAAAUGCCCUUGAAGGAGUUCGUUUAAGAUCAUUGACCAGUUUUGAUCUGUCAUCAAAUUCUCCGAUAGAUGAUUCAGUGCAUUCAUGCCGUGCAUCAAUUGAAAGUCAACGACUUUUUUCAUCACCUCAUUAUCGCUCUCAAAAAAUACAAGAAAAACGUCUCUCGGCAGAUACAAUGAAUAUUCGAAGUCAAAAUAAACAUCACAUACAACGUCAAUUGUCUCGUAGCGAGUCAACUCUCAGAUAG
Messenger RNA from Didymodactylos carnosus, 1311 nucleotides. Lineage: Eukaryota; Metazoa; Rotifera; Eurotatoria; Philodinida; Philodinidae. The record is from the annotation of a GenBank genome assembly.